AUGGAGAGCUUUUAUCAAUUACUUCUGCUACUUGGAAUCUUCAUAGUUGCAUUGCCAAUGCAUUCUUCUUCGUCACCACCUACAAGGCUUUUUCAAUUCAAUGUUGAGUGGAGGAACGUAACACGUUUGUGUCACACGAAGUCUCUUCUAACAGUGAACGGGAAGUAUCCUGGGCCAACUAUUAUCGUCCAUGAAGGGGACAAUGUCCAAGUUAAGGUCAAUAAUCGAAUACCCAGAAACACUACCAUCCAUUGGCAUGGCGUAAGGCAGCUGCAAACGGGAUGGGCGGACGGGCCAGCAUACAUAACCCAAUGCCCAAUUGGAGCAGGCAAAUCCUAUACAUACAAAUUCACGGUAAUUGAUCAAAGGGGUACCCUUUUGUGGCAUUCCCAUUUUUCAUGGCAACGUGCAUCAGUUUAUGGGGCUUUCAUCAUUUACCCUCGCAUGCCAUAUCCAUUUAGUCCCACUCCGGUUCGACCUGAUAUUCCUGUCAUCUUUGGUGAAUGGUGGAAUGGAGAAGUUGAAGCAAUUGAAAAUGACAUGAUGUUGUAUGGUGGUGGACCUAAUUCUUCUGAUGCUUACACGAUUAAUGGUUUACCCGGGCCAUUGUACCCCUGUUCUAACAAAGAUACAUUCAUCCAGAGAGUUGAACCAGGCAAAACAUACUUGCUAAGAAUCAUUAAUGCAGCUCUAAAUUCUGAGUUUUUCUUUGCUGUGGCAAAUCAUACAUUAACUGUUGUAGAAAUUGAUGCUGUCUAUACCAAACCCUUUGAAACAUCAGCCAUAAUGAUUGCCCCUGGACAAACAACAAACGUACUGUUGACAGCAAACCAAAUCCCAGAUUCCACAAACAUGUUUGUCAUGGCUGCUAGGCCUUAUCUCACUUCAGUUUUCCCAUUUGAUAAUUCAAUCACUAUUGGCUUCUUGAAAUAUAAAACCUCGAAUUUCAAGAAGGAAAAGCAGACUCCAAUGCUACUGCCAGUGCCACCGUUACCUCAUAAUCUCCCUCCAAUGGAGGACACGGGAUUCGCCACGCGUUUCUUGAAUGGACUCCGCAGUCUUUCAUCAGCCGAAUAUCCGUGCAGAGUUCCCAAGAAAGUCGACAGACGAGUCAUCACGACUAUAAGCCUAAAUCUGCAAGAUUGCGCUCCCAAUCAAACAUGUAAAGGCUAUAGAGGCAAAAGAUUCUACGCAUCGAUGAACAACCAAUCAUUCAUUCGUCCUUCCAUGUCGUUACUCGAAACACAUUACAAGAAACUCGGGGCAGGACUUUCCUUAAACUUCCCGGGAAAGCCACCACACGAAUUUAACUACACUGGCGUGGAUCCCCUGUCGGAAAACAUGAAUACUGAGUUUGGCACGAAACUUAUCGAGGUACCUUAUGGCACAAGACUAGAAAUAGUGCUACAAGAUACAAACUUUAUGAAUCCAGAAAACCAUCCAAUCCAUGUUCAUGGACACAAUUUCUUUGUCGUUGGAAGGGGAUUCGGGAAUUUCGAUUCUUCCAAUGAUCCAAGUUAUUACAAUCUGGUGGAUCCUCCAGAGAGGAACACAGUGGCAGUUCCAAUGGGAGGGUGGGCUGCAAUUAGGCUAAAUGCAGACAAUCCAGGAGUAUGGUUUAUACAUUGCCAUCUUGAAGAACAUACAACUUGGGGUUUAGCCAUGGGAUUUAUAGUUGAAAACGGACCAAAACCGUCGCAGUGUGUGCUUCCACCUCCUAGUGAUUUGCCCGCCUGCUGA
Molecule: messenger RNA, 1740 nt
Organism: Fraxinus pennsylvanica
Lineage: Eukaryota; Viridiplantae; Streptophyta; Magnoliopsida; Lamiales; Oleaceae
Source: the annotation of a GenBank genome assembly